Molecule: messenger RNA, 318 nt
Organism: Protopolystoma xenopodis
Lineage: Eukaryota; Metazoa; Platyhelminthes; Monogenea; Polystomatidea; Polystomatidae
Source: the annotation of a GenBank genome assembly
AUGUCGCCAAAGGUUGUGUCGUCGCAAGUGAAUUCAGUGAAGCGUAAUCAUCUUCCCCACCGGUCCCAGAUGCCGUUUGAAGGGCUUUUGACUUUCAUUCAGGCCCUCUCCAUCCGGCUACAUGUGAAAAUCACUGUCGGGCUGCUUCUGAGCCUUCAUUUCCGGUCCCCUUUACGCCAUAUGCCAGAAUUUAUAGCCCGUGAGCUCAUGCCGAGGCAUCUUCCUCUCCUUAGGCUUCAUACCCAUGCCCCAGUUAUCCUCGUUCUCAUCCCCAUCCGCCAUUCUAUCUCAUUCAUUGCGGCCCUGUAUUCGGCUUAA